Formica exsecta is the source of this 2015-nucleotide messenger RNA. Its product is annotated as sorting nexin-30-like. Gene Ontology annotation, molecular function: phosphatidylinositol binding. Bases 132 to 1565 code for a protein of 477 amino acids. Lineage: Eukaryota; Metazoa; Arthropoda; Insecta; Hymenoptera; Formicidae. The record is from RefSeq and is a predicted model, not a curated record. The transcript is spliced from 7 exons.
GCAUGAUAUGCGCGGCAUGCGCGCAUAUGUUUGGCUGCGAGCUGCGAAGGCGGUUGGCGCCUGACGGUUGUUAUUUGUCAUAGCAGACGGUGUACGGUGUGUUGUCCAACUGUCGCGAACAGUCGCGAAAGAUGAUGACCUCGUCAGAAACGUCGGAGGUGGAGAAUCUGGGAGGUGAGAAAGGUCCCGAAGAUUCAGCGAUCCUGGAAGUGAGCUCCAUGGCGGUGGGCGGAAUCGUCAAGCAGGAGAGCCGCGACAUCGAUUUCCUGUCCAACUGUAGCACCUCCAUCGAGGGGUCCGUGAUUGCAUCUCCUUCUAUCGAUAGCUUUUCCACUCUGCCGGAUCAGGAGAUAUCAGACUUUCAGAUGGAUUCGCGAGAUCUGCAGGUGAAAGUAGACAAUCCGCAAAAACAUCUAGAAACCUUGGAGACGUAUAUUACAUUCCGUAUAACGACUAGAACUACGCGCCCAGAAUUUGAGGAAGGGGAAUACAUAGUUCGCAGACGCUACAAUGAUUUUAUAUGGCUGCGUCAAAAGUUAGUGGACAGUUAUCCGACACAUAUUAUACCACCAAUGCCAGGCAAACAUACACUUCUCGCUCAACUGGAUCGUUACUCCAAGGAGUUUAUUAUAGCCCGCAUGAAGCUUUUGCAUAUAUUCCUGAACAGAGUGGUGAAUCAUCCUAUUCUCAGUUGUGACAAGAAUUUCCAUAUUUUUCUCACUACUAAACCUGCAGAAUUUCUCAUUUAUCGUAAAAAUCGUGGAAAUGUGCUCGGAAAAAUGACCGAUUCUUUGCAAAACAUAGCAAGUACGUAUACAAUGAAACAGCAUCAUUUGGAAUUUGAGCAAAUUCGGGACUAUUGUACAGCGUUGAGCGAAAAACUGUCGGCCAUAGAUAAAAUCAAUCAUCGCAUACACAAGGAAAGGCAAGAUUAUUUAUUGGAGCUUCAUCAGUUACAUCCCAUAUUCACAUUGUGGGCAACCUCAGAACCGGAACUCGCGGCUAUUCUUUUGGCAAUCGCUAAGGCAGUAGAAACGAACGCGAUAGCUCAUCAGAAACUUCUGGAAAAUGUUCCAAAUGAUGAACGCGAAUACGUCUCGUAUAUAGAAGCGGUCAAGAACGCAUUGUCUCGACGUGAUUCGAUGCAGAUUGAAUAUGAGAUAACCGUUGAUGUAUUAGCAAAGAAGAGAUUAGAAAAGGAUCAGUUGGUAGGAAAUACAAACUACACAAUACCUACCCAAGGCUGGGGUGGAUCUUUAUGGAAAGCAGAAUCUCGUGAUGAAAAAUUGGAGAGACUCGGCCAAACCAUUCCGCGAUUAGCCAAGCAAGCGGAAAUACUGCAGGAUCGCGUGGAAUGUGCAAACGAGAAUCUGCGAAGCGAUUUGCAAAGAUGGAACGUAGAGAAACAACAGGAUAUAAAGAAUAUGCUAAUCGCGAUGGCGGAUCGACAUAUCAAACAUUAUCAACAGUGCAUGAACGCGUGGGAAGAAAUUCUCGCCGGCCUUAAAUUGGACGGGAUUGGAUCUGAUACUAACGUAGGUCCGCCUGUUAAGAUACCUAUUUAAAUUGCUAGUCUUUCUUCGCUACCCUAAAAAAAAAAAAACAAUAUAGAAUAAAUAUUCGUUACACGUAGAAAGAUAAUAACACACCAAUUCAAGAGAAUCUCUAUUAUUAAAUAAUGACAAAAAGUUUAUUGCAAAUCCAAAGAACAAUCUAUCGUCAGCUUCAAUAUCAUUACUUCUAAAAUCGAAUCAUUUCUUCGGAAUCUCAAGAAGAUUACCACACAGUUAUUGUAAUUAUUUAAUAAUGGCGGAAUUGCAAUGAACGCGUUUGAUGAUAAUAAAAAUCGCGUAUUUAUGUAUGUACAUAUAAUACGCUAAUAUCAAAACUCUAUUUGGAAAACUCGCCUUUAUGAUACAAUAUUCUUGUGAUAAUGUGAAAAAUUAAGUAUAUAACGCGUUUGGUCCUAUAUACAUGUAUGUGAGGGAGCAAGUUUUUUCAGUAUAUAUCAUGUA